Molecule: messenger RNA, 864 nt
Organism: Hylaeus volcanicus
Lineage: Eukaryota; Metazoa; Arthropoda; Insecta; Hymenoptera; Colletidae
Exons: 2
Coding region: 172-864 (230 amino acids)
Source: RefSeq, a predicted model, not a curated record
AUAAAUGUGGAUAAGAAUGUGAAAUGUGUGUAGGAGGGGAGAUUUGCUGUUUCAGCAUUUUUUUUGUCCAUCUGACAAAGAGUGGGGGCGUGUUAUAUAAAAAUGUCUAAACGCAUUUUUUAAAUCAUUGUUCGCAACAUCGUUCUAUCGCCUCGUAUUGAAACAUCAGCGAUGUGGUCCAAUGCUGAAAUCGGUCGAGCAACGCGAGAGAAUCUUCCGAACAAGGAGUUCAACCAACCAUUAACAAAGAAAUCGCGCACACAUGAUAGCGAUAAUGUUCAUUCGGAAUGUAGAGUAACACGCGUGGUGCAUAUACUGGGGAGGAAAUAUCCCCUGACGGAUACAUUCUACAAGUAUCUCGACAUCGAGGUUCGAAUCGGUGGUUCCUGUGAUGUAGAGCUGGCUAUAGGAGACUCUCGUGGAAACGAAAUUAAAUUUUCUAUGGAUACGUGGAAAGAUCUACUACGAAAGAGGCAUAACAUUCUGCAGAUUUUUGCUGAUACAUCGGAAACCUCGAGCGAGCCGAUAAGCAUUAAUGAUGUAACAGUUAAAUUCCGACAACUAAACGACGUAAAACUCGCAAGACUCUCAAAUUCUACCGUCUCUAUGUUCAUGAGUGAAAAAACCGUACAAAAGUUGUUCGGUUUCGAAUAUUGUAUCGAUCACAUGUACAGUUGGCUGUCUGAAAUCUUGUACCUGGUAGAAUCUAAGUACAACAGGUUUAUAGAAAUAAUACAAAAUGCUGAAAUUAAGGAUUAUGCAAAGGCGAUUGUUGAAUCUGAAAAUUUUGAGCGUCAUUCAUUGAUUGACUCUGAAUUGUUAGCAUUAGGUUUAGAUGUAAUGUUGGAAUACAGUUAUCAAUAA